AUAAUAUCUAACGAAAACAUAUUGAUCGAUAAGACAUGGGAUCUAUUCCAACCUUGUACAUGGUGGUUAUGACUGUCAUCAUCGGAACAGAUCUUCUAAUUACUACAGUCUCAUCCAAUUCAAGACCUCUCAUCGAACCAUUGUCAGCACAAGAAUUCACCAAACCGGUGGUCGAUCUUCUACCACCAGAAAUAUUUUCACAACGAGAUCCGCUCGCCUAUUUCCUCCCCAAAAUCAUCAAAUUACCAGAUAUUCAAAAAAUUACUCAAGACGUGGAAUAUUUCUUAUCCAAAGAACGUUUUCCUGGACGAUACGCCGAUUACGCGGAAUUUCUUCUGUUACUGUUAGAACAUCAGAUGAAAAUAGAACCGGUAACCAAAUCAAUCCGUCAGAUUCAAGAUUCUGCAGAAUUUGUUAAUCUACCUCCAGCAAAAUUACCAGAUGAGUCAGCGCCUGAAUUAGUUUCUUUGUUUUCUCCUGGUGUUUUUUCAGACCCCGAACCACCAUUAGCUUUAAUAAACGAAUUGCUGAAAAUACAGCCGUGGCAAAUGUUCCGAGUGAGAAACCAAUUGGAGGCAAUCUUAAGGAAAAGUGGACACCUUCAGCUGAUCUACAUCGAGUAUACGCGAAAUUUAUAUACUAAAUAUUUAACAGAUAUCAAUAACCGUCUAAGUAGUUUGAAACCACGAAGUUUCGCCUUGGUGGCACAUUUUCACCAUCAGUUUCAUAUGCCUACUACAAAAUCAAACUAUAUGGACCAUGUAAAUUAUAGCGAAAUGGACUCGUCGUCCGUCCUCGGAAUGGAAUAGGUAAUUGAUUUCUGAGCGAUGGAUUCCGCGACCAAGAAAGCGAUAUGAUUCAAGUUCAAGCAUUAUUUCAUUCGAACCUCACUGGGAUCCUUGAUCAUAUGGUUUCAUUAAAGCCCUUCUCAAUAUAGCUCUAAUAAUUUCUAUGCUUUUAUAUGUACCUACUUAGGUACUUACCUAAGUACGUACAAUAUUUAGUUGUAUUUUAUCACCCUGAAUAAUAAAGUUUUUUCUAUAAAAACAUGA
Molecule: messenger RNA, 1052 nt
Organism: Planococcus citri (citrus mealybug)
Lineage: Eukaryota; Metazoa; Arthropoda; Insecta; Hemiptera; Pseudococcidae
Exons: 2
Coding region: 36-809 (257 amino acids)
Source: RefSeq, a predicted model, not a curated record